Messenger RNA from Clonostachys rhizophaga, 1029 nucleotides. Lineage: Eukaryota; Fungi; Ascomycota; Sordariomycetes; Hypocreales; Bionectriaceae. The record is from the annotation of a GenBank genome assembly.
AUGGCAGCCGUUCUUGCCCUCCGGCCUUUGCGGGCUGGGAUCCCUCGCAUAGGAAUCAAGAGCUUCCAUGUCCACGGUGCUAUUCGUCGAAAUUUCUCUUCCUAUCUCGUCAGCCCGAAGGAGCUACAUGAAGCCCUCGCGAAAAACCCUCCUUCCCCGAUCAGCCCCGAACCCAGAGUCGUACCUCUAUGCGCUUCAUGGUUCCUCCCCAACGAUGAGAGAUCCGGUAUCCAGACUUUCCGAGAGCAGCGGAUCCCAAAGGCGCGAUUUUUCGACCUCGACAAAGUCAUCGACAAGCGGAGCCCGUACCCUCACAUGCUGCCGGAUGCCAAGGGCUUUGCGGCCGCGAUGAGUGAAUUGGGAGUGCGCAAGGAAGAUGCAGUGGUGGUAUACGACUCAAAGGAGCUUGGAAUCUUCAGUGCCCCCCGCGUAGCGUGGACGUUAAGGCUUUUCGGACAUCCCAAGGUGCAUAUCCUGAACAACUUCAAGCAAUGGGUUGACCAGGGUCUCCCUACCGAAACGGGAGAACUUUACAGCGUCGAGUGUUGCCCGUACCCCAUCCCUAAAUUCGACGAGGCCAGCGUUGCCAGCUUCGAGGAGGUCAAGGAAGUUGCGCAAGACUACAACAAAGAGGGCGCCGAGGGCGUCCAGAUUCUGGAUGCAAGAUCACCUGGCAGAUUUACAGGCAAGGCGCCUGAGCCUCGCGAGGGCCUUUCCUCCGGACACAUGCCCGGGGCUAUUAAUAUUCCCUUCACUGAUCUCUUGGACCCUGAGACGAAGACAUUCUAUCCCCCGGAAAAAUUGGCGACCAUCUUCAGCCAGAAGGGUGUUGACCCUGCAAAGCCCAUUAUCUCCAGCUGCGGUACUGGUGUCACAGCCUGUGUUAUCGACACCGGUCUUGAGGUGGCCGGCUACGGUUCCCCGGAAUCAAGAAGAGUUUAUGACGGAAGCUGGACGGAAUGGGCACAGCGGGUCAAACCCUCUGACAAUCUAAUCGUAAAGACAGAGGCAGAGGCAGAGGCAGAGUAA